GUUCUCAUGUGAUAAUGGUGUCUUUUCAAUUAUGUGCUUAGCUUGCAGUUACUUUGGUUGUGGACUUUGCAAGAUAACGGCUGAUUUUGGACGGCAGGAGUCUUAAGAGUAGUUGGGUUGCUGAAACGUUAACAUGGACGAACCACAGAGGGACUCCUCGGCUGACCAGAGGAUGAGCAACUCGGGGAAGAAGCCAGUCACAGCCUGUCUGUUGAGCACAGCGUUCUUUGGUGCACUGGGGUCAUCUUUCAUUUACGGCUACAACCUCUCUGUGGUCAACGCUCCUGCUUUGUACAUUAAAGCUUUUUACAAAACAUGGAUUGAGAGAUAUGGGGAGCCUAUUGCAGCAGAGACAGCCACCCUCCUCUGGUCCCUCACAGUGUCCAUAUUUGCUAUCGGAGGCCUUCUUGGAGCGCUGUCCGUCUCUUUCAUCGUCAAAUUACUGGGAAGAAAAGGAACCUUGCUGCUGAAUAACGUCUUUGCUGUAAUAGCUGUUCUGCUGCUGUCCCUGGGUGAGACGGCCAAAUCUUUUGAGAUGCUCAUCAUUGGCCGGCUCAUAAUUGGGGUGGACUCUGGUAUAGCUCUCAGCGCCCUCCCCAUGUACCUGGGCGAAAUUACGCCACAAAAUAUCAGAGGUUUCAUUGGCCAGUUCAACUCCAUCCUGAUCUGCUUGGGAGUGUUCAUAGGACAAGUGCUUGGGCUGCCCGAGCUGCUGGGUCAGGAGUCCAGGUGGAACUACCUAUUUUCUUUCCUGGCAUUGCCGGCAAUGCUGCAGCUGUGUGUGCUGCCCUUCCUCCCAGAGAGUCCUCGCUACUUACUGAUGGAAAAGAGGGAUGAGGCUGGAGCAGAGAAGGCCUUCCAGAGGUUGUUGGGGAAGAAGGAUGUGUCCCAGGAACUGGAAGAGGUCCACGCGGAGGCUCGAGCUCAGGACAACCUACAAACCGCUUCUGUCUUACAGCUGCUGGAGAACAAAGCUGUUCGCUGGCAGCUCAUCACCGUUAUCAUCACCAUGGCGUGCUAUCAGCUCUGUGGCCUCAAUGCUAUCUGGUACUACACCAAUGGGAUCCUUCGGGAAGCAGGCUUUGCUGAGAACAUUAUCCCCUACAUCACACUGACCACCGGGGGCAUAGAGACUUUGGCUGCUAUCAUCUCGGGCUUAGUGAUUGAACGAAUCGGCAGAAAGCCCCUCCUCAUAUUUGGUUUCUCUGCCAUGGCCGUCUUCUUCAGCCUACUUACAGUGUUCCUUAAUUUCCAGCACAGCGCGUCAUGGAUGCCCUACCUCAGUUACAUCUGUAUACUGGCUGUGAUUGCGUCCUUUUGCUCUGGGCCAGGUGGCAUUCCCUUCAUCCUGACCGGGGAACUGUUUGAACAGUCCUACCGACCUGCCGCCUUCAUGAUUGCUGGCAUCGUCAACUGGCUGUCCAACUUUGCUGUGGGCCUUCUGUUCCCAUUCAUUCAAGAGAAGCUGCAGUCCUUUGCCUUUCUGGUGUUUGUGGUGGUCUGCAUCUUGGGAUCUGUCUACCUUUAUGUUGUCCUCCCUGAAACCAAAAACAAAACAUUUAUGGACAUCAGUCAGAGCUUUACCAAGAUCAACAAAAUCCCUGUCCCCUCCCCUGGCCAUGAAAUGGAGCUGGUUCUGUCCAUCAGACCUGACCUGAACAGGAAAGUCCAAGAUGACACUAAGAUGGAGAGUUCCUUCUAGCUGAACAAACUGUGGAGAAGCAAGGUUGAAAUAAAAACUUGUUUUUACAUAUUUAUUUAAUGGCUGUGAUCAAUGAAAUGAAAACCAUUGCUUUUCAAUGUAUUCAGGUAUUUUCUAUGUUUUGUAUGAUAGGAACAUAUACAGUAUUUCAGUUUACAGCAAUUAUUUGUUUAUGUCUCCUAUUAAAAUGAAUGAUCUAACUGGA
Micropterus salmoides (largemouth bass) is the source of this 1907-nucleotide messenger RNA. RefSeq names its product solute carrier family 2 member 9, like 2 (gene slc2a9l2). Gene Ontology annotation, cellular component: membrane. NCBI's taxonomy places the organism in Eukaryota, Metazoa, Chordata, Actinopteri, Centrarchiformes, Centrarchidae. Gene Ontology annotation, molecular function: hexose transmembrane transporter activity. The record is from RefSeq and is a predicted model, not a curated record. Gene Ontology annotation, biological process: monosaccharide transmembrane transport.